AUGGGCAACUCCAAUGGCAAGCCCCUCGUCCUCACCGACGAGGUGAACCUCAAUCAUUUUCGCUUGCUGCGCGUGGUCGGGAAAGGAGCGUUUGGAAAAGUCAGGAUUGUGGAGCGGAAGGAUACCGGUUUGACGUUCGCCCUCAAGUACAUACGGAAGGAUGAGGUGGUACGGUCAGAAAGUGUGCGGAACAUCAUACGCGAGCGCAGGAUGCUCGAGCACCUGAACCACCCGUUCUUGGUGAACUUGCGCUACAGUUUCCAAGAUAUGGAGUAUUUAUAUCUUGUUGUGGAUCUGAUGAAUGGCGGCGACCUCAGAUUUCACAUUUCCAGAAAGACUUUCACAGAAGAAGCUGUGCGUUUCUGGAUAGCAGAGCUCGGAUGUGCUCUACGAUACGUUCACAAGCAGGGCAUAGUGCAUCGAGAUGUGAAGCCGGAUAACGUAUUGCUGGAUUCCGAAGGCCAUGUCCAUCUUGCAGACUUCAACGUCGCCUCGGACUUUACUCCUGGGAAGCCAUUGACGAGCAAGUCCGGCACUUUGGCUUAUCUGGCUCCUGAGGUCUACGUUGGCAAAGGCUACUACUCGGAAGUGGACUGGUGGUCAUUGGGAGUCCUCUUCUACGAAUGCAUAUACAACAAACGACCGUUCGAGGCGAACCAUCACGAUGCCUUAGCGCAAGCCAUUGUGAAGGCGGAUCCGCCAUUCCCGGUCACCUCGCCACCUGUGUCAAUGCCAUGUCUUCACGCCAUCAGCUCGCUAUUGGAAAAGAAUAAAAGCUUGAGGAUAGGUGCUGCAUCAUGGGAGACCUUUACUGACAACCCCUUCUUCCGCGAGAUCGAUUUCGAAGCUUUGGAGAGAAAAGAAUAUGAACCAGUGUUCUGCCCAUCCAGCGAAAAGACCAACUUCGAUGCCACCUACGAUCUGGAAGAGCUGCUGUUGGAGGAAGCGCCGCUAGAAGCUCGCGCUAGAAAGCAGAAGCCGAGAGCCGAGUUGAGGGAAGAUGCAACGCAACAAGAAAUCCGAGCUGAUGAGCUGCAUCGCAUGAUCGAGACCAUGUUCGAGCCCUUCAACUAUACGACGGUCCCACAAGAUCGAAGCCCUAUCCUGUCGACGUCGACUGCGGAGCCGACUACAAGCUCAUCCAGUGCGUCACGAAAUCGUUCUGCCACACGUUCACCUGAUGGCUCACCACCUCUGCCAGCAGCUGCUCUCGAGAUGGGCGCCACGGUCACCGGACCGGUAUCGACCGAGUACUUUCCGCCGCGCACAUCAGACCCAUCGACCAAGCUGCCGUCGACGUCAGAGCCUAUGAACGGGCCGACGAGGGUGAUCAGAUAUGAGGACACAAUAGCUCAAGUCACGCCGAAGACAUCGAGGCCGCGAGGAGCUAUGAGAAGCACCUCACAGGGAGGAGGUGUGCAGGUUGUGCUCAACGAGCAGGGAAGCUGGAGUGACAUGGCCAACCAGAGUCAAGGUAUGGUAGGACAAAACGAUCAAGGACGCAACGAACGACCAUCUGGCAUGCUAGGAUUUUUGCGAAAGUCCAAAGGUCGUGACCGGAGCCCGAAGGCCAAAGAAAAGGAGCGAGGAGUCCUCGGCAAAGAAGGUGCUCGCGUUAUCAUCUCCCAUGGCUAGAAGGGUCGGCGUGCAUUGAUCGAGUUCACUUUGGAUGUGGGCAUAAUAUGUUGUGUUGUCCAGCUAUCCAUAUUGAUUGAACUGCAGAGAUGGCUCACUGGUAGCUCGCACAUAUGGGAUGCGCGGUGAUUUGGAUUUUGAAAGUUUGGGAGCAUGGCGUGGCGCAGGAAGGAAGCAACAAACACGACUCUUCGUGUUCUUUUUUGUUUGAGAUCUCAUGGUUGAUGAUAGACUGUAUAGUAGUAGUAGUAGUUGUGUGAAAGGGACCGAGCAUGGACGCCAAGGCCAAGCUCUACGGCGGAUGGAAGAACAUAAUGGAUGGAUGGAUGCAAUAUUGGGCCGUCUGAGACUCUUGUAGAUCGCAAUGCGUCAAUGCGUAUGCUGUCUUGCUUGUCUCG
Messenger RNA from Pseudocercospora fijiensis CIRAD86, 2033 nucleotides. Its product is annotated as protein kinase. Bases 1 to 1635 code for a protein of 544 amino acids. The record is from RefSeq and is a predicted model, not a curated record. The transcript is spliced from 3 exons. NCBI's taxonomy places the organism in Eukaryota, Fungi, Ascomycota, Dothideomycetes, Mycosphaerellales, Mycosphaerellaceae. Gene Ontology annotation, molecular function: protein serine/threonine kinase activity; ATP binding. Gene Ontology annotation, biological process: peptidyl-serine phosphorylation; intracellular signal transduction.